Messenger RNA from Tripterygium wilfordii, 632 nucleotides. Its product is annotated as acyl-CoA-binding protein-like. NCBI's taxonomy places the organism in Eukaryota, Viridiplantae, Streptophyta, Magnoliopsida, Celastrales, Celastraceae. The transcript has 4 exons. Gene Ontology annotation, biological process: fatty acid metabolic process. Gene Ontology annotation, molecular function: fatty-acyl-CoA binding. The record is from RefSeq and is a predicted model, not a curated record. The coding region runs from base 134 to 406 and encodes 90 amino acids.
UCCACAUGGCGAUACUCACGAAGGAUACAUUUGCUUAUUAAAGCACCACACGCCACUCAAAACAGACGUUCGGUACGAUUUAUACACAGAGAGAGUAGCAGAGCAGAUUACCAGUGAAAGGAAGAAGACAAACAUGGGUUUGAAGGAAGAUUUUGAGGAGUAUGCCGAGAAAGCUAAGACUCUUCCACCAACUACAACAGAUGCGAGCAAGCUUAUUCUGUAUGGACUUUACAAGCAAGCCACUGUAGGGCCAGUGAACACCAGUCGUCCUGGAAUGUUCAGUCCACGAGAGAGAGCAAAGUGGGAUGCAUGGAAAGCUGUCGAAGCUAAAUCGAAGGAUGAGGCAAUGAGUGAUUAUAUCACCAAGGUAAAACAGUUGCAGGAAGAAGCUGCUGCUUCUGCUUGAUGCCCUCUUUAAGUGUGAUGCUUAUCGGCUUCUUGUGUUUGCAAUAGUAAACUCUAUUCUAAAUAAACGUUGUCAUUCUGUUUCUCGUGGUUUCUUAUCUAUGUGUACUGUUUAUUUAACUUCAUUACAUUGUGUACUCAACUCAAAAGGGAUUUGAAUGUCUCCAUGUUUCCCUGGUUUCUUGUGAUUUGAAUCAGAGCUGAACUUGAAUGGUGUCUGAACCCUA